UGUUAUUAAUUAAGAACCUGUUGGUAUUUGGAAGAAGAAAAUGAUCUAGUGAUGACUGGUGUGCAAUCUUCGUUGGGGAUAUGCUAGUCAAGUCAAUGCUGAGCCACUUGAUAUAUGUAUGCAUGCAUCAUUUCUGCGAAGAAGUAGAUGUUGUGCAUGGUGGAGUAGGUCUUGAAAAUUGCACAGAAACAAGAUGUAGCAGCGAUGGCCCAGCUAUCCAGUUCCCAUUUCGACUUAAAGGUACGCAACCGGUCCAUUGUGGUUACCAGGGCUUUGAUCUUUCAUGCACCAACGACAAUCAGACACUGCUUGAGAUGCCAUCAUCAUCUAAGCUCUUUGUUAGUGAGAUUGACUACAUAUCACAGGAAAUUAAAGCAUAUAAUCCUGAGCUUGAUUGCUUGGACAGAGACAUUUUCUACCACGGUUCUUCUUCUACCUUCAAAUAUGCAGGCAACGCAAGCUUGUUCAGUUGCCCACCAUCAACUGUGAGAGAUCAAUAUAUUACACCAUAUCCCUACAACUACAAUCGUUGUCUGGCAAGAUUGAGCCCUUGCCAUGGUAAUCCAGGCAACCAUAUCUAUGCUUAUGCUAUUGGGCUAGGUUGUUCUAUUGAUAACAUACCCCUAGUGUCUUGUACCAAGGUGCAUGACUACAAAGAUGCUUUUGCAUACCGAGAUAAUUUCUCAUACAUGUCUCUCCACUGGUCCAUACCACCUUGUCAACAUUGUGAAGAGAAUGGCAAGCUAUGUCGGCUGAAGAAUGAAUUCACAAAUCAGACAGAUCCUCAAACUCAAUGCUUGGAUGUACUCAAAGCCAAAGACACUUGGUUGGUGAAGAUCAUCAGAUCCUUAAUCCAUAAAUUCAAGUACUCAUUUGAUCUGGGUAAUCAUUUCUACCGCGAUAGGGUUUACCAGCAGCUUAAGAUCUGUGUGGCCGUUUACAGUGGAGUGUUCCAAGCAGUGAAACUGUCAUUUGGCCUUCCAUUUCUAACUGCAUUACUAAUAUACAAAUGGCGAAAGAGGCACUUCUCAAUGUAUGACAAUAUAGAAGACUUUCUGCAGAGUAACAAUAAUCUCAUGCCAAUAAGGUACUCCUACUCAGAAAUCAAAAAGAUGGCUAGCGGAUUCAAGGACAAAUUGGGUGAAGGAGGCUUUGGCACCGUGUACAAGGCAAAGCUCCGCAGUGGUCGCCUUGUGGCCAUCAAGAUGUUGAGUAAGUCCAAAACUAAUGGGCAAGAUUUUAUCAAUGAGGUUGCUACUAUAGGAAGGAUUCACCAUGUUAACGUGGUGCGACUUAUCGGCUUUUGUGUUGACCGUUCAAACCGUGCACUUGUUUAUGAUUUCAUGUCAAAUGGCUCUCUUGACAAGCACAUUUUUUCUCAGCAAGGUGCUAUCUCCUUAAGCUGUGAGAAAAUAUUUGAGAUUGCAGUUGGAGUGGCUCGUGGAAUCCAAUAUCUCCAUCAAGGAUGCGGCAUGCGAAUUUUGCAUUUUGACCUCAAGCCUCACAACAUUCUUCUUGACGAGAAUUUUACUGCCAAGGUUUCUGAUUUUGGAUUAGCAAGGCUAUACCCAUUGGAUAACAGCACUGUAUCUUUGACUGCAGCAAGAGGAACCAUAGGAUAUAUGGCUCCAGAGUUAUUCUACAAAAACAUUGGAGGUGUAUCAUACAAAGCGGAUGUGUAUAGUUUUGGAAUGUUAAUGUUGGAAAUGGCUGGUAGAAGGAAGAACUUGAAUGCAGCCAUAGAUCAUUCAAGCGAAUUUAGCCAAAUGUACUUUCCUACAUGGGUUUCUGAUCAAUUGAAUCAAGGGAAGGAGAUCGAAAUAGGAGAUGCCACUGAAGAUGAAAUGAAAAUCAUAAAGAAGAUGAUCAUAGUGGCAUUGUGGUGCAUACAAAUGAAGCCUAUUGAACGCCCUUCAAUGAGCAAAGUAGUAGAAAUGCUUGAAGGAGAAAUUGAGAGCCUCCAAAUACCUCCAAAGCCUUUCUUAUAUCCACAGCAAAUACCAGAAGAUGAUGUCGAGGACAAUUUAAGUACUACAUGUGCAUCAAGAAUGACAGAAUCUACAGAGAUCAUCAAUUUGAUUGCAGAUGGAAAUUAAGUGAUUUUGUAUGUGUCAAUAUGUGAUGUUAGGGCCAUGAAAUUUCUCUAUAAAUUUGAUAGCUUAAAAACAUUUUAAGUUUGAAUUAAUGUACGAAUACAAUUAAACUUGCUUUUGAUUGCUGUCUUGAACUCCUG
Rosa chinensis is the source of this 2233-nucleotide messenger RNA. RefSeq names its product rust resistance kinase Lr10. Bases 81 to 2096 code for a protein of 671 amino acids. Gene Ontology annotation, molecular function: protein kinase activity; ATP binding; polysaccharide binding. The record is from RefSeq and is a predicted model, not a curated record. The transcript is spliced from 5 exons. NCBI's taxonomy places the organism in Eukaryota, Viridiplantae, Streptophyta, Magnoliopsida, Rosales, Rosaceae. Gene Ontology annotation, biological process: protein phosphorylation.